Pelodiscus sinensis (Chinese soft-shelled turtle) is the source of this 6996-nucleotide messenger RNA. The record is from RefSeq and is a predicted model, not a curated record. NCBI's taxonomy places the organism in Eukaryota, Metazoa, Chordata, Testudines, Trionychidae.
AUGACAGAUGUCUUCUGGGAUACUGACCUGGCAUUCAGCAACAGCACCCUCAGGGCUGAUGGCCAGCGAGGGGCAUCCCCCCCUUGCCUUGGACGCUCCCUCCGGAGUGAGGGGGUGCCCCAGCUCAUCCUCCUAGUGGAGAGGGUGCCCCCAUCACUGAGCCCUGGGGCAGGUGUGCUCUGGAUUGCAGAAUUUCAGGAUGUCCUUGGGGAACCCAAGAUUAUUCUGCACAAACUCCGUGAACUGUGCUUCAGUGGGAUUCCUUUUGAUGGUGGGCUGCGCUGCCUCUGCUGGAAGAUCCUCUUGAACUACCUCCCUGAGGAGAAGGCCUUAUGGAGCACCUUGCUGAAGAAGCAGAGGGAGCUAUAUUCCCAAUUCCUGAAGGAAAUGAUUAUCCAGCCUGGGAUAGCCAAAGCCAACCUCGGUGUCUCCAGGGAGGAUGUGACCUUAGAAGACCACCCGCUCAAUCCGAAUCCAGACAGCCGAUGGAACACGUACUUCAAGGACAACGAAGUGCUGCUGCAAAUAGACAAGGAUGUCAGGAGGCUAUACCCUGAUAUGGCAUUUUUCCAGCGCCCAACUGACUACCCCUGCUUGCUAAUCCUGGACCCUCAGAAUGAGUUUGAGACACUCCGCAAGCGGGUAGAACAGACAACGCUCAAAUCACAGACAGUGGCACGAAAUCGGAGUGGAGUCACAAAUGUGAGUUCCCCUCUUAAAACAUCUGUUCCAAAUUCACUAAGUGAGUAUGAAGUUCUGCCAAAUGGCUGCGAAGCUCACUGGGAAGUGGUAGAACGAAUCCUGUUCAUCUAUGCCAAGCUGAAUCCAGGGAUAGCAUAUGUUCAGGGGAUGAAUGAAAUAGUGGGCCCUCUUUACUAUACCUUUGCUACAGAUUCCAACAGUGACUGGAAAGAACAUGCAGAAGCAGAUACAUUUUUCUGCUUCACCAACCUAAUGGCUGAGAUCCGAGACAACUUCAUUAAGAGCCUUGAUGAUUCUCAGUGUGGCAUCACCUACAAGAUGGAGAAGGUUUACUCCACCCUGAAGGAGAAAGAUGUAGAGCUGUACUUGAAACUGCAAGAGCAAAACAUCAAGCCCCAGUUCUUUGCCUUCCGCUGGCUGACGCUGCUGCUGUCCCAAGAGUUCCUGUUGCCAGACGUCAUCCGUAUCUGGGACUCGCUCUUCGCAGAUGACAACCGCUUUGAUUUUCUGCUGCUUGUCUGUUGCGCCAUGCUGACACUAAUCCGGGAUCAAUUGCUGGAAGGGGACUUCACUCUGAAUAUGAGGCUGCUACAGGAUUAUCCCAUCUCUGAUGUUCACUUGAUUCUGAAGAAAGCAAAGGAGCUUCAGGACUCCAAAUAGUCCAUAGGCCUGUGAGAGAAACUGUGCGGUAAUGUAUCCUAGGAGACAGCCUCCUACAUGCAGUGCAUCGUCAGAGCUUCUACAGUCUCUGCUGGAUGUUUGGUUUUGUGUCCCAGCAAUUGGCCUUGAAGACUUCCUUCUACUCUAUUAGGUGAAAGACUGCCUAUUCCCCAGCUAGUCAUGUUCUGCACUCCAGAUUUUCCUAAUCUCAAACAACUCCACACUGCCUUGUGCAGUACUUCGUAUUUUUUUAAUGACUUUAAGUUUGGGGGGAUGGAAAUUGUUUAGCUACAUAUCCCUCAAAGUCUUAUGAAAUGAACUCUUGUCAUCAUAGCACUAUGGAAAUGUGCAUACGCACAGAAACUUCUGUGUUAGGGGCUGGGACCAGUGGGAUUUUGGUGAGUACAGAAAGAAGAAUGUCUCAGUGUAAAUGCGUGUGUCUCUGACAUCAUGCAUCGUGCUGGUUUGAGUAACUGCUGAAUUUUGUUCCUUUUAUGCCCACGCCUUACCAUCUCUUUUGGGUGCACACAAAAGGUCCCAUUUCCUCCUGGUGAAUGGCAGGUGAGGAUUCAAAACAAGAGAGUGUUUCAUGGGAAAGAGACUUUAAAAAGCUCAAGCAAGAGAAUGCUAUUACUGCUGGCUGCUUUGUACGGUGAGAUUGUUCUCCAGUAGAGUCUUCCCCAGGAUUACUUAAUCAAAGAGUUGUCUCCUUGAUGCUGACCUGUCUUAGAAGCUAGAACUGUGUGGUUUUAAUCAGUGUAAUUCAAAUGAGCUUUAUGGUACUUACAGCCUUAGAGCAGGUUCCCUGUUGAGACUGGUUGUUUAGUGCCACUGCUAUAAAUCAUGCUUUACCCUAAUGCAAAGGCAGGAUCUCUGACUGCAAACAGGCCUGUGCUGCAAACAGUUGUUUUCAAAGACUUAUUAAUAGGCAUAAUGAUGGUUUUGUUCUUAAGCUGAGUUUUUGUAAUAUUACCCAGAACAUUCCAAAUGUAACUGAACUUGAAUAAGCUCUAGUCACAUUUUUUUCAUAUCGUCCUGUGGUACUCUCUUCUGGGAAGUGACUCGAACUCACAGAUCAGAUUAACACCAAGCCUAUCUUUGGAUGUGAUCUACUGUAGUUAGAAACAAUUCAGUAGGCGUCUACUUCCCCAUUGGCAGUUCCUGAAGGAAGGAGAGAUCUGCUGUUUGUAAUAGGGCAGUAAUACCUGAGGGUUAUUAAUUAAUGUACUCCAUUUAGAUACAAUGGAUCAGGCCCAGUCUGCACAGAUUGAGAUUAAUACUAGGGAAACAUGUAGCCUGCAAGUUAGCUUUGGCAUGAUCAGAAGUCCUCAGCCACGGUUUGGGUCAGGGUGAUGACUGUGGACGAAACUGGAACAGCUGAGUAUUCCAGCUGCUACAAGAGAUCUCAAGCAAAUGCUGCCCUUAGGUGCUUUAUUCUGCCUCUGCAUAGCUGUCUAAUGUGGUGACUGUUCUGUAUUUAUAAAAUCUGAGCAUUUUGCGUUAUGAUGUCUCUCUUAAUUUUGUGCUUUCUCAAAGGUCUGCUCACGCUGCUGGUGAGAACUGGUAGUAUAGUAGCCAUAGUUGUACCAUAACUGGGAGGUUAUCAGCCUUCAGAUAUCAAGUUUACGCUAUGUUCCAACUCCUAAAGACUGAUCAAAGUUCUGUGUAGCUUAGUGAAUUUUUAGAGGGACAGUUUAUCUUUGUUGGUGUCGGGGCUGUUAGCCGCUCUGAUAGUGCCUGAUAUUUUACACUCGUACUCCAAUGCUGCUUCAUUUCUAUGAACCAGAAUAAAUGCUCCAGUAAUGAGGAUGCAGCAGAGUCUUUCUGCUUGGAUGUGGGGAGAGAGUUUUAAACAACUUUUAGCUCAGUGACCAAGCGGGUUGAUGGCUUCCCAUUUUACAGAAAUCCUUCUUAUGGGAUAGAUUCUUUACCAUAAGAAAUGGACAUUUGGGAGAAUACCAUAGCUCUCCGUUUAUAGGCAACUAUAGCUGCUCCCCAUGCCUUUUUAAUCUCUGUGUCUGUGUUGGGCAGCAUCUGUUUCAAGAGAACAUGUGAUGCAUCUCCUGUGCUAGAGAGGCCAAUACUAAGUUGCUUUUUGUCAUUGUAAUGACUGUGGUUGCCCAUAGGCAGCAAAACUCCCACUAGAAUCAUUGAGGUUUGCCUUAAGGACUGUAGGAUUGACUGAAAAACUUGUCAAAAAUGUUCUGGCUUAGAACUGCCCAAGAUGUCCUCCAUUUAAAGUAUUUCCCACCCCCUAUUUAUUUAUCUGACUCUUAUAAACAGUCUUUUGAAAUGUUUCAUGAUUCCUGGGCUGUGUGGAUCACACUUUCCUUAAAAGGAAUCCUUCCCAUCCUCCAUCAAUAUACACACUUAUUGGCAUGUUAACAUAGUGACACAGUCAUGGUGUGUAACAUGCUUCUUUUAAUAGUGGGUGAAUAAUGGUGGUAGUCAGAAGACCAAAAUCUUUAAUACAUUCUAAAAUGCUGUGUAGGUUUCUUUACAAUACAUUAAUUUGUAAUAUUAUCAUAUAGAUAGGUAUAAAAUAUAUAUUUAUGGGUGGAUUUUUUUUUUUUAAUGCACAAAGUCUUGUGUUAAAUAAAAACCCUUUCACAAUGGUAGACCAUGAGAAUAUAUCAAGUUUCCUAUUUGGAUUUAAAUAUUCCCUUGUUGUGUCUGCAGCUCAAAUAUUGCAGCACUUUGUUGGUGCUUGAAAACUUGAAAGUGACUUCAGUUAUCCUCUCUGCUUAUUCAUUGUGAACGAAAUGCAGAAAGCAGGUGUAUGACUGAAGAGCUGAUGUACUAAAAAUUUUAGAUCUUCCAACCUGUAGUUGUCACCUGACCAGGUCCUUUUUAAAGAAGGUAACUCCAAAAAAUCAUACAACUGAGGAAAUGUGCUGUGUAGACUGGUUUAGGGCCGAAACCAACUUUUUCUGAAAUCAUUGGAGUCUUUCUGUUGAUUCUUUUGGGAGUUGGAUUAGACGUUUAAGGAAUAACAGCCCAGAUGUGAGUGAAGAGGCCUGGAACUGAUACAGUAGUGUAGCCAUCUCCAUUGCUGUAUAAAAGAUGCUUAAUUUUGGGUCUUGCUUCUGUCUUCAUCCUCCUAGCUAGCUGGGAUGCACUAUUUAGGAUGGUGUUGUAGAGUUCCCACAUAAAUUGUGCUUAUCGUAAGGAAUAAAACGUAUUCUAGUGGGAAAUCUCCAGAUUGUGGUGGUGAAAGUAAUUGAGGAUGAGAACGGAGAUCCUUACAAAUGACACCCCGGUGGAAAACAAAUGGCAGACACACACCUUAGAUGUCUUCAAGGAUGUGGCUUAGUCCAGAAUCCUUAGUUUUUGCUGCAGGCUUUGAUUAAACUCCAUUUUUAGGGUCUCCUCCUGUUUGAACAACAUAUGGCCUGAACGUUUUAUUUAUGAUGGUUUAGCGAGUUGAAGCUGAACAUCUGUAAACAAAGGAGAGGUUCUCUAGAUGACAGUGAAAUAAAAGGUAUAACAGCGUAGAAAACUUGAAGGGAGUUCCCUUCAUGGUUCCCAAAGUCAAGACUAGAGAACUUGUUGCACUGAUACAAUUUGUGAGGCUCUGUUUCCUACUUGAAAAGACCUCUUUUCAUUAGUAACUUGGGUCCCUUACUAUUUUUUAACACUUAACUUUGAGCAAUGGAGGGUUUGCUGUGUUGAUAUUUGAAGGGACAGAAGCUGUUGAAAAGGCUUGUGCCUUUUUUCUGAUACUUUAAGAUUAUAUAUACAGCUGACUCUUAUUGUAGCGUGGGGCUUGUGUUUCACUUUAAUGGGGCAGACAAACACUGUUUGUUUGGAGAAAACUUAACAACUGGGAACUUACUGUCAGCCCUUCUGACUAGUUACCCUGACUCCCAUUCCUCAAAUAAUUUUAAAGCUGAACAGCAUUAACUAGCCCAUUGUCUGUUGUCUUUGUACAUAUAGUGGCUGCCACAAACCUGCAGGAUUGGAGAAAUCUUACGUGGGAUUUGUGACUCCAAAGCUUUCUCUGUGACUGGAGCAGCUUUGAGAAUUUCAGUGCAUAGCUGCUCUUUCUUUCAGUGCUUGUGGGGGAGGGGAUCCAAAUACACAGGAGAAGAUUUAAAUAUCUUAAGCCUUGAAUUCAUUAGCUGCUCACUGUGUAAUACAAAUAAUGUCUCCAGAGCAGGGGCAUUACAACUUCAUUGGAAGCUUUUCCUCUUGCAUGGGGGAGUGGGUCUGGAAACUAAGCUGAAUUGAGGGAUGAAUUGAACAUAAGGGAAAAGGCCAGCAUCUUGUGCAUGUGCCACUCCCCUUUCCCCAUGAAAUCUUGUAGCCUUUGCUGAGAGAGGGAAUUGGGAUAGCAGAAUGUAAUCCUGAGGUUGUUCACUUAAGUCAGGGAAAGGUAGAACUGAUUUUUUUUUUUCAGGGCAAGUGCUGUCUAGGUUAGCUUUGGACUGGAGUUCUGUUGUCCAUUCUUGAAUUACUUACAGCUGGAUGGAGUGAAACUUAGGAGCUGCUGUAGGAAGCACAAUGAAGUAUGCAUAUAAGGGCUCUUGUUACUUUUAAAUGAGCAUUAGUGGUUUUUUGUAUGUUUUAGCCAUUCAGAAUUUUUUUCUAAAAUGCCCUUUUGCAAAAGGGCAAAUCUGAUUUAUACAAGUUCUACAACCCCUUUUCAGUAUGGAGAACACUUCUGUAUGUCAUGCUUUUACCACAUAUUUAAAGUGUUGUUAAACACUAUUGAUUUUGAUGAAGCUCCCUUCUGCUAAACAGAGGACUUUGUAUUGAUAUCUGCUAUCCAAUAACAAUGAGACUCCCCCAUUGUGCUCACAGUUAAAGCUGCUGUAUAUGGUUUAUUACAGUGUUUCUGAAUGCCUUCUGCCAUAAUAACUAAAGGAAGCAGUAUGUCAGUUGAACAUCAGUAGAACUAAUCUCACUCUGUUGUAUCCUGGGAGUCUGUUGGUAGCAUAGGGUUCUACAUUUAUAAGCUAAACCUAUCCACUACCACUGCCUUAUUCUUUUUCUAAGCAAGAUUAUUUGGCUUGUUAUUUUGAGCCUUCCUCUAUUUUUAUAGUACUCUGGUUUCUGGUGGGAUAGGGAGUAUGGGUGGUGUGUUAAAGGAGGUGGUCCAAACUUGAAUUCACAAGGCCCAAGGUGUAUUCUCUCAUUAUCUACAGGGACUAUGUUUAGUAGGGACCUGGCUGUGUCUGUGCCGGUGUGGCUUCCUAUAAGUAAAAUUGAACAAGCAUUUGUAGACAAAGCUGUUGCUUGACAAUAUUUCUGAGACUGCACAAUGUUCCUGAUAGGAAGGCCUGCUUGGACCAUAUUAACUGUUGAGAGUCACUGACUUUGCACUACAGAUUUAAGCAACACUGUACAAGCCCACCCUCCCCGCACCAGGACAGUUGCUACAAAUCCAGUGGAAGGAACAUGCUGUUUCCUCUAACCUGAAGAAAAGAAGUAAAGAUCUCUGAUCCACAAUGACAUGCAGAGGGGCUGGGAGAUGUCUCCUUUCCCUCACAAAGCUUGUCUUACUGUCAAUUGGUUUAUUACCUUUGCUUUUUAUUUCUAUAAUUUCUUCCAUGAGCUAUAAUCUGUAAUGUCUGCAAUUUUUUAAUGAAUGCUGUUCUGUUGAUUUGUUAUAAUAAAUAUUUUUGUUUGCAA